GGAAUUUGGAGUUUGUGGGUUUAUCUUGAGGGGAACAAAUGAUGUCAUGAAAUAGAGAAGAAUUCGUCGUUGGGGAGAGCAGAGAAAGCUUGAAAAGAUGGCGUGCAGAGGGUUCUGGGAGUGUUUAUUGAAGCUUCUGAAUUUUUUGUUGACGCUUGUUGGUUUGGCCAUGGUGGGUUCUGGGAUUUACCUACUGAUUGAAUGGAAGAAAAUGUCGGAUGAAUCGGCUUUAUUGUCGAACAGCGACUCUCAGGAACUUGUACAGCUCGGUCGUCCUCUGAUGUUGGCAGUGUCUCUAUCGGCUAGUAUUCUUGAUAAAUUACCUAAAGCCUGGUUUAUAUACUUAUUCAUUGCUAUCGGAGUUAUUCUCUUCGUCAUAUCUUGUUUUGGUUGCAUUGGAGCAGUAACCAGGAACGGGUGCUGCCUGUCUUGUUAUUCUGUGUUGGUGAUCUUGUUGAUCUUAGCAGAGCUGGGGUGUGCUGCUUUUAUAUUUUUUGACAAGAGCUGGAAAGAUGCACUUCCAACCGACAAAACUGGAGACUUCGAUAUGAUCUAUGAUUUCCUUAAAGAUAACUGGAAAAUUGCAAAAUGGGUUGCUCUCGGAGCUGUUGUAUUGGAGGCUCUGGUGUUCUUGUUAGCUCUAAUUGUAAGGGCAGCAAACAGGCCGGCAGACUAUGACAGUGAUGACGAGUAUCUUGGCCCUAGACCUGGAGUCUACCAACCAUUGAUAAACAGGCAAGGGGUUCCAGCAACAGGAGUACCUGUAGGUCCCACCCUCGAUUCUCGUUCAAGUAGGAAUGAUGCCUGGAGCACACGGAUGAGGGAAAAGUAUGGGCUUGAUACGUCAGAGUUCACAUACAACCCAAAUGAGUCAAACAGGUACCAACAACCCACAGCCCAGCCAGCAGAGGAAAGGAGUCGUUGCACUAUAAUGUAAUUUAG
Telopea speciosissima is the source of this 942-nucleotide messenger RNA. Its product is annotated as tobamovirus multiplication protein 2A-like. NCBI's taxonomy places the organism in Eukaryota, Viridiplantae, Streptophyta, Magnoliopsida, Proteales, Proteaceae. The record is from RefSeq and is a predicted model, not a curated record. The coding region runs from base 98 to 937 and encodes 279 amino acids. The transcript is spliced from 6 exons. Gene Ontology annotation, cellular component: membrane.